GGAUAAUUGGCUUUAUCUUCACUUUUACAGUAGGGAAAUUAGAUGUGCAGGGAGAGAGAGAUCCCAGACCAUCUGACUCCUGCUUCCCAGUUCUCAUUGCUUGGUUCAAUAGUGCAAAUCCUGGCAAUAGGCACUUUCAGUCUGACCUGUGUCUUGUAUUGCAUUGCAGUGCCACAAACAAGGAUUUUGGCUACCGGUGGUGCAUCCCACAAUAAAAAGAUCCUGCAGGUCCUGGCUGACGUGUUCAACGCACCGGUGUACACCAUCGAUACCGCCAAUUCUGCCUGUUUAGGAAGUGCUUACAGAGCAAUUCAUGGGCUUGUGGCUGAGACUGGUGUGUCCUUGGCUGAUGUUGUGAAAUUAGCACCAGAACCCAGACUGGCUGUUACACCAACCACGGGGGCUGAGGAGCUCUACCAUCCACUUCUGAAGAGAUAUGCAGAGCUUGAACAGAAGGUGAUCUACAAUCCAAUCUCUUCUUUUCUGGCAAAGUAACAAGCAAACAAAAUUUAUAAGUUGGCUGAAGAGUGGACUGCCAAGGAGAAGUUCAGAAGAGAUUUGUUCAGAAUUUACUGGAGAUUUUAAAGCAUUCUGUUGCAAUUUGUGUCUUAAAAUAAUAUUAGGAAUAAUUUUUAAAUGUGUUUUUGAGGAUGUUGGAGGAAAAGUUACGUUGAGAUUGAAAAUCUGAUUAAAUAGCAUCACAU
Molecule: messenger RNA, 704 nt
Organism: Tinamus guttatus (white-throated tinamou)
Lineage: Eukaryota; Metazoa; Chordata; Aves; Tinamiformes; Tinamidae
Source: RefSeq, a predicted model, not a curated record